Soboliphyme baturini is the source of this 1065-nucleotide messenger RNA. Lineage: Eukaryota; Metazoa; Nematoda; Enoplea; Dioctophymatida; Soboliphymatidae. The record is from the annotation of a GenBank genome assembly.
AUGGUCAGCCCGUAUUUGUCGAACUUUUUACACGCUUCGAUCGACGUGGGUGAUCUACGUCAGACUGACCUGGCCGACUGCCACAUCGACAUCAACCGGCUCGAGUCGCUGCUGGCUGAGGGCCUUUGCACUUUCUGCAGUAUUCGCAGGACGAAUAACGUGGUGGCGAACUCGAAGCUUCGCUGUGAGUGCCAGACGUGGCAACGGGACCGUCUUUUGAUCUUCUCCUUCGGAUCGCUGACGUACACACCUCAUCAGGUGGCGUUUAAGCUGAUACGCUAUUGGUGGAUUGAACGACUUCUGUCCGCUGAGGUCAUGAACUCAUACCGGUUGAGGCAUAUUAACAAUCUGUUCAGACGACGCCGAGACAUGCUUGGUUCUGGAUCUGACCUGGCGGAAGACGAUGCGAUGGCUGCCGCUGCCAUUAUUGCAGAUCUAAACGCGGCGCCGGCUCGCAUCGGCUCUGAUGAUCAAGAAAUUGACGCGCAUGCACCGGCCGAUGACCUGCCGAUGUAUCCUUUCAUCCCCAUGGAAAGACUAAACGAAAUCUUCGAUGUGCCUGACAAAGUGAUUGAAAUGCACGGUCACAUCAUCGGUAUGGCGCUCAGCAACGACGGUCGUUACCUGUUCCUGAACGUCAGACCAUGGCCCCCUGGUUGCUACGUUUCUGACCCGUUGGAGCCUCCGCCAAUUGCCAUGCAAAUAGAGCUUCGAGUGGUGGAUCUGGAAACUCUUCAACUGACCGACUCUUUGUACAUGGCACACAAAGGCUACACACCAAACGAUCAGUGCUUUUUCAUCUUCUUGGACGCCGCUGGCCCAUACGCUGCCAGUGGAUCUGAAGACAAUUUUGGGUAUAUAUGGGAUCGAUACUACGACUGCUUGAUAGCGAAGGUGCCGCACCAAAGCGUUGUCAACUGCGUCGCGUUCAACCCAACCGACCCAGAAAUGAUGGUAACGGUCUCAGAUGACCGUUCGAUUAAGGUCUGGGAAUCAAAACGAAGAAUAGCCAGAUCUGACGAAGCAGACGAUAAUUCAGACGAAAUGAGCUUCGACAGGGAGUGA